Messenger RNA from Phytophthora nicotianae INRA-310, 1539 nucleotides. RefSeq lists its product as hypothetical. Gene Ontology annotation, biological process: polysaccharide catabolic process. The transcript has a single exon. The record is from RefSeq and is a predicted model, not a curated record. The coding region runs from base 151 to 1335 and encodes 394 amino acids. Gene Ontology annotation, molecular function: cellulase activity. Lineage: Eukaryota; Oomycota; Peronosporomycetes; Peronosporales; Peronosporaceae.
ACUUGGACUGCAACAAGUAUCCCAGCUGAAGUCCAAGAAACCAAGGUGAGGAAGACGCUCGCCUACUGAAAGAUCGAUAUCAACGCCCUUUGCCAACUCCAUUCAGCAAUUUGAACCCCCAAACUCCAAGGCUCGCUCAAUCGUUAAACCAUGAUAAUGCUUUACGCUGCUACCGUGACCGCAUUGACACUGGCAGCCGUCUACGCUGACGACUUCUGCGACCAGUGGGGUACGGCCACGACGGAUAACUACAUCCUCUACAACAAUCUGUGGGGCGAAAGCUACGCCACGUCGGGCAGCCAGUGCACUGGUCUAGACAGCAGCAGCGGCUCGACCAUUUCCUGGCACACCAACUGGACGUGGGCCGGUGCCUCGUCGAAUGUCAAGUCGUACGCAAACGCCGCACUCCAGUUCGACGCCGUUCAGCUCUCCAGCAUCUCAUCUAUCCCGACAACCAUGGACUAUUCGCUCGACUACAGCGACACAAUCGUAGCCGACGUAUCGUACGAUCUGUUCACGAGCUCAACUUCUAACGGUGACAAUGAGUUUGAGGUCAUGAUCUGGCUGGCCGCUCUUGGGGGUGCUGGCCCGAUCUCAAGCACGGGCUCCGCCGUUGCUACGACCACCAUCGCAGACACUGAAUUCAGUCUCUAUAGUGGUGCUAACGGUGACACGACCGUGUACUCGUUCGUUGCCUCGGACACAGUCAAGAGCUUCUCCGGUGACCUGAUGGAUUUCUUUACAUAUCUCAUUGAUAACGAGAGUUUCUCCUCUAGUCAGUACCUGAACACUGUCCAGGCUGGCACGGAACCUUUCACUGGAACCGACGUGACGCUGACGGUGUCGUCGUACUCGGCUGUUGUUAACACUGGUGCUACUAGUGGAACUACCUCAGCGAGCUCGGCCGUGACUUCGACUAAGGAGCUUGUUGCAAGCAGCUCGUCGACCGAGUCUGAAACCACGGUGCCUACAGCUACGAGUUCUUAUAGUCAAGGGGAGAUGGCUGCUUCAGCAGCAUCCGGCACGGCUUCGUCAGUGAGCGGUGAGGCCGCGACUAAUAACACCACUUCGUCUGUCAAUGCUGCUGCUAGUACCUCUUCGUCUCAGAGCGGCGAGACCACGGCUUCUAGCACGACUUCGACCUGGAACGAGCAAGGGUCCUCUGGUAGCAGUGCGACUUCAACGACCACGACCACUUCGACAGCAAGUUCAACCUGGACCGAGACUACGGCUCCAAGUGCCAGCAUCUCCACGGUGGAGUCCACCACCACGAGUCCUACCACGUCGACGAUUACGGGUUCGAAAUGUGCCAGCCGUCGUGUUCGUCGUGCGUAAACUGAAUUGAGUCAUGAGUGUAUCCUGCUCUCGUUGGAUAGUACCUUCACGCUUUCAAGAAUUUUGCCAUCUUCCAGUUCUCCGCGAAUCAUCAAUGAGCGCGAUAUGUCGCUUUUACAAGCAUGUUGAAUGUAAAGUUCUGUUGAGUGCAAAAGUUGUUGAUGGCCAGCAUCUAAUGCAUACUGAUAAAGUCUGUGUAUGGAU